This is a messenger RNA of Cornus florida, 2825 nucleotides long. Its product is annotated as dammarenediol II synthase-like. Lineage: Eukaryota; Viridiplantae; Streptophyta; Magnoliopsida; Cornales; Cornaceae. The record is from RefSeq and is a predicted model, not a curated record. Gene Ontology annotation, cellular component: lipid droplet. Gene Ontology annotation, molecular function: beta-amyrin synthase activity. Gene Ontology annotation, biological process: triterpenoid biosynthetic process. Bases 248 to 2542 code for a protein of 764 amino acids. The transcript has 18 exons.
UUCUUACUUUAUUAAUACUGGUAACACUUGACUCUGAUAUUCACAACCAUUUGCCUAUAUAUAUACUGCUUCUACUUCCUCAAACAUCACAUUCACAAAUUGCAGUGCCUCUUCGACAUUCCAUUUUUUGAACCUCACAUUUUUUCUGUACCUAGCUCAGAGCGAGUCUUGAUCACCACUGUUGCUUAGCUUUAUUUACAUCUCUCUACCUACCCGAUAAUUUCCUCUCAAUUAGCUAAAUUACACAAUGUGGAAGCUCAAGGUUGCUGAAGGCCAUGGACCAUGGUUGUAUAGCACCAACAAUUUUGUCGGUAGGCAAAUUUGGGAGUUCGACCCUGAAGCCGGGACUCCAGAGGAGCGAGCAGAAGUUGAGAAAGCUCGAGAGGAUUACAUAAAAAAUCGGGGAAAUCAAUCUGGAGCUGAACCCUGCGGUGAUGUCAUAAUGCGAAUGCAGCUCAAGAAAGAAAGCGGAAUUGAUCUAAGCAUACCACCAGUGAGAAUAGGAGACGAUGAAGAAAUAACCUAUGAAGCUGCCACAACUGCUUUGAGGAAAGCAGUUCGAUUGAAUCGUGCAAUCCAAGCAAGUGAUGGGCACUGGGCAGCUGAAAAUGCAGGCCCAAUGUUUUUCACUCCUCCUCUGAUCAUUAUCCUAUACAUCAGUGGAGCAAUAAACCGUGUCUUAACAGCAGAGCACAAGAAGGAGAUGAUUCGUUACAUUUACAACCAUCAAAACGAUGAUGGCGGAUGGGGAUUCUACAUAGAGGGCCACAGCACCAUGAUUGGCUCGGCACUUAGCUAUAUUGCAUUGCGUUUGCUAGGUGAAGGGCCUGAUGAUGGAGAAAACGGGGCAGUUUCAAAAGCCCAGAAGUGGAUUCUUGAUCAUGGCGGUGCAACAGGGAUACCCUCUUGGGGAAAGACAUAUCUUUCGGUUCUUGGUGUGUAUGAGUGGGCAGGCUGCAACCCAUUACCGCCAGAAUUUUGGCUUUUCCCUUCAGUUUUGCCUUAUCAUCCAGCAAAAAUGUGGUGUUACUGUCGGACCACUUACAUGCCCAUGUCAUACUUAUAUGGGAGAAAAUUUGUCGGACCAAUCACCGAUCUUGUAAAAUCGUUGAGACAAGAACUUCACCCCAAGCCAUAUGAUGAGAUAGAUUGGAAUAAAGCACGCCACGAAUGUUGCGAGGAGGAUGUCUACUACCCUCAUACCUUUGUACAAGAUUUGCUUUGGGAUACUCUACAUUACGUCAGUGAGCCGGUUAUAAAGCACUGGCCCUUCAACAAGAUAAGAGAGAGAGCACUUGACAAAGCAAUCAAGUACAUGCGUUAUGGAGCUGAGGAGAGUAGAUACAUCACAAUAGGAUGUGUUGAGAAGAGUUUACAAAUGAUGGCAUGGUAUGCACAUGACCCCAAUUGUGACGAGUUCAAGUAUCACCUAGCCAGAGUUCCUGAUUACCUAUGGCUAGCAGAAGAUGGAAUGAAAAUGCAGAGUUUUGGUAGUCAGAUAUGGGACAGUACUCUUGCGACACAAGCUAUUAUUGCCAGCAAUCUUGCUGAUGAAUAUGGAGAUUCUCUUAAAAAAGCACACUUUUAUGUAAAAGAAUCACAGAUCAAAGAAAAUCCAACCGGAGAUUUCAAAAGUAUGUAUCGUCACUUUACUAAAGGAGCAUGGACUUUCUCUGAUCAAGAUCAAGGUUGGGUUGUCUCAGACUGCACAGCCGAAUCACUGAAGUGUCUACUAUUACUUUCACAAAUGCCACCAGAAAUUGCUGGAGAAAAAGCUGAUGUUCAGCGAUUAUAUGAAGCUGUGAACGUUCUUCUCUACUUACAAUCUCCCGAAAGUGGAGGUUUCGCUAUUUGGGAGCCAGCAAUUCCACAACCAUACAUGCAGGUGUUGAAUCCUUCAGAACUUUUUGCCGAUAUAGUUGUUGAGCAAGAGCAUGUUGAAUGCACUGCAUCUAUAGUACAAGCCCUAGUACUGUUCAAACGUUUACAUCCGGGGCAUAGGGAGAAAGAAAUAGAGAUUUCCGUGGCAAAAGCAUUACGUUUUCUUGAAGAGAGACAACGGCCAGAAGGUUCUUGGUAUGGCUAUUGGGGAAUUUGCUUCGUCUAUGGCACAUUUUUCGUGCUAGGAGGGUUGGCUUCUGCUGGCAAGACAUAUAACAACAGCCCAGCAGUCCGCAAAGCUGUUCAAUUUUUGCUUUCGGUACAAAAUGAAGAGGGUGGUUGGGGAGAGGAUUUGGAGUCAUGCCCAAGUAUGAAAUACACGCCUUUGGAAGGAAACAGGACGAACUUAGUACAAACAGCAUGGGGUAUGCUAGGUCUUAUCUAUGGUGGACAGGCUCAAAGAGAUCCAACACCUUUGCAUAAAGCAGCAAAAUUAUUGAUUAAUGCACAGUUAGAUGAUGGGGAUUUUCCACAACAGGAAAUUACUGGAGUCUACAUGAAGAAUUGUAUGCUGCAUUAUCCACAAUACAGAAACAUUUUUCCGCUGUGGGCACUUGGAGAAUAUCGCAAACGUGUCCAGCUACCUUCCCAAAAGCUCUAAAACACAGAUGUAUAGUCCAACACAAUGUGAAUGUAUGCAUCAAUUACAAAAGUCAUUUUAAAAAUGUAUUGAAAUGAGAAGGUCCAACACUAUUAUAAGAGUGGAAAUUCCACUGUAUUUUUGUAAUUCUAAAUUCCUUUUGUAUUAUCAAGUCAAUAGUAAAGAUUAAUGGUUAUUUAUUUUUCUAAUGAAGGUAAAAUUACCUCACAAGACUCUCAGACAUUUGCUUAAUUUGCACUUAAUGCACUUAUAGAACCAUGGGACUCUAAAAAGCCACUCCCAA